AUGAUUUCUACUUGUUACUGCGUCUUUUUUUUGGCGAUGGUACCAAUUCUUUGCGGAGGCACAGCAGAGUGCCCCGAAUUGAAAUGCAAUCCGCAUGGACCACCCAUCAGAUUUCCUUUCCGUCUGAAAGGAAUCCACAAGCCUGAAUGUGGCUAUUCUGGUUUUGAUGUUUCCUGCACCACCACAAAACAAUUAGUUCUUGAAUUGCCAGUUUCAGUGAAGCUCUUCAUCUCCAACAUUGAUUACAAAUCACAAAACCUCCGCGUAUAUGAUCCUACUAGCUGCCUCUCAAAGCUUCUUAGAAAUCUUAAUUUAUCCGCCUCUCCAUUUGAGUUCGGGUAUUCAUUUGACUACUUAUCUAACUUUGCAGUAUUCAAUUGUUCCAGAAAAGAAUUUUUUUCCUGGUCAAAAGAAUAUGAGUUGUCGUCCUGCCUCAAUAAUUCCCCUGACUACGGCAUUAUUACUUCCGAUUCUGAUAUAUCAAUGAGCGAAUUUCCGUCCCUGAUAUCUUGCACCAAGCUUUUCAGUGUUUCUUCAGUCCCACGGGAUAUGCUCUUUCCAAAAAGAAAGAUUAUCUUAAGUUGGUUUUUACCCGAUUGCACGAGCUGUGAAGCACAAGAAAAAUUUUGCAGGUUGAAGAAAACUAGUUCGCGAUCUAAAACUGAAACUGAAACUGAGUGCUUAAACGAUCUCAUACAGCAUGAAGAUGUAUUAUCACUAGAGCUCGAGGUCUCAAGUGCACUCUUGGGUGCAAUUUUGCUUCUUGCAGGUGUAAUGGUGCUGUUCCGAUUUUAUAGAUUUGAUAAACCAGAAAGAGAGAAUCAAAAAAGAAUCAAAAUUUUUUUAGAAGAUUAUAAAGCACUCAAGCCCGCACGAUAUUCGUAUGCUGAUAUAAAGAGAAUUACAGAUGAAUUUACGGAGCAAUUGGGUCAAGGGACUUAUGGAAGUGUAUACAAAGGUAAAUUAUCCAAUGAAAUAUCAGUAGCUAUUAAGGUUCUUAACAAUUCAAUAGGAAAAGGGGAUGAGUUUAUCAAUGAAGUGGCUACCAUGGGUACAAUCCACCAUGUUAAUAUAGUUCGGUUGGUUGGUUAUUGCGCUGAUGGAUUUAGACGGGCUCUAGUUUACGAGUAUUUACCGAAGAACUCGCUCCAGAAAUACAUUUCUUCAGCAGCAGACACAAGGACUCAUUUUCUUGGUUGGAAAAAGCUGCAAGAUAUUGCUGUCGGCGUGGCAAAAGGAAUAGAGUAUCUUCAUCAGGGCUGCGAUCAGAGGAUCCUUCAUUUCGAUAUCAAACCGCAUAAUAUUCUGCUUGACGACAACUUGAAUCCUAAGAUUUCAGAUUUUGGUAUGGCCAAAUUGUACUCCAAGGAUCGGAGCGCUGUUUCCAUGACAGCUGCUAGGGGUACAAUGGGCUACAUUGCACCUGAAGUGUUCUCCAGGAACUUUGGAAAUGUAUCCCAUAAAUCGGAUGUUUAUAGCUUUGGAAUGGUAAUACUUGAAAUGGUUGGAGGAAGGAAAAACGCUGAUUUUACUCCGGAGAAUGGUUGUCAGGUUUAUUUUCCGGAAUGGAUCUAUAAUCUGCUUGAGCAAGGAGAAGACCUGAGGCUACAUAUAGAAGAAGAGGAGGAUGCAGAAAUUGCCAAGAAACUUGCGAUUGUCGGACUCUGGUGCAUUCAGUGGCAUCCUGUUGAUCGUCCAUCAAUACAAUUUGUGGUUCAGAUGUUGGAAGGAGGAGAAAAUUUAACAGUUCCUCCAAAUCCAUUUGGCUCUACAGGUUCCAAAAUUAAUCUUGCAGUGCCUGGAAAACGACGGCAUCAGGAGUUAGAAGUGAUCCAAGAACUAGAAUAAACACUACAAUUUGUCUAAUGUUGCAGCAACUUAUUUUGUGAUUGUCUGAUUUGUGUAAUAAUUAGUUACGAGUCCAUAGACUAUUGUUCGUUUGAUCGUUAUAGCUAUCAUUCACUCUCUCAGAUUAUAUUUUAAUUUGUUAGUCGAAUAUGUAUUUGUUCAACUAGUCAGGAACUCCUAUUUUAUGCCUUUUAAGAGAAAUCAA
Mercurialis annua (annual mercury) is the source of this 2053-nucleotide messenger RNA. RefSeq names its product rust resistance kinase Lr10-like. The record is from RefSeq and is a predicted model, not a curated record. The coding region runs from base 1 to 1848 and encodes 615 amino acids. Lineage: Eukaryota; Viridiplantae; Streptophyta; Magnoliopsida; Malpighiales; Euphorbiaceae. The transcript has 3 exons. Gene Ontology annotation, molecular function: ATP binding; polysaccharide binding; protein kinase activity. Gene Ontology annotation, biological process: protein phosphorylation.